Molecule: messenger RNA, 1029 nt
Organism: Nerophis lumbriciformis (worm pipefish)
Lineage: Eukaryota; Metazoa; Chordata; Actinopteri; Syngnathiformes; Syngnathidae
Gene: nrm
Product: nurim
Cellular component (GO): nuclear membrane
Source: RefSeq, a predicted model, not a curated record
CGAUCUUCAGUACCGGAAGAGACCACUUUGAAGUUGAAGCAAAACGUCAGAUUGAAAAAUGGCGUCAGUCACGGUUCGGGGCUGUGCUCUCUGCACUACUGCACUGCUUAACUUUGCAUUUGUGUUCAUAUCCGGCGCGGAUUUUAUUCGCUUUUUAUCAUUUCGAGUCAUUUACCACAACAUCACGGGAGAGACGUCACUUUGUCAAGACUCCAUAUCGUGGUCAGCGGCCCUGCAGGACAGCUCUGUUCUUAGGUCUCUGCUUGUGGAUGUUGUUCUGCUGGCCCUCUUCACCCUGCAACAUAGUCUGCUGGCAUGGACUCCAGUCAAACAGGCCUGCCAGUCGGUCCUUGGGUCCCUGAACAGGAUGGCAUACUGCUUCACCACUGCACUGGCUCUGCAGAUCCUGAUGAAUUACUGGCAGCCUGUAACUGGCGCCCCCUGUCUGUGGUCUGUGCGUCAUGCGCCAUGGAGCGUCUGGUUCCCUCUGCUCUGCUUUGUGGUGCACUUCUUCUGCUGGGCCAUCAUCUGCAGCAUCCUCCUGAUGUUUGACUACGCAGAACUGCUCGGUAUCAAACAGGUGUAUUACCAGUGUUUGGAUCUGGGGGACCCCCUGUCCCAUAAGUCGUCCGGGGAACAACGCUUCCUGUCUCACUUCCGCCACCCGGUGUGCCUGGAGCUUGGCGUGGUCCUGUGGCUCCUGCCGGCUUUAUCCCUGGACAGGCUGCUGCUGGCAUUAACCAUGUCAGCCUACCUGGCGCUGGCACACUCGCUGGACAAACAGGAUUUAGCCUUCCUCUGCGACCGGCUUAGCAGCAAGGUGCAGCUCUUUAACGAGCCGUACCGGGACAGUCCCCUCAAGGAGGAGUGAAAGUAGUCCUGUUACGCCAUAACAAAUCUCUAUUUGUCAUUUCAUAUACAGCAGAUGUUUUUGUGCAUUUGUGCUAUUAAUAGUUUUGUAAAAUUAGACUUUAACAAUGUUUUUAAAUGGCGAUUGGAUAUUAAAGGCGAUUGUUGUUUUUAAUGCAA